CUUUCCGUGGGAGGCCGAGUUAGUAUAUGAGGUCCAGGUCUUCAGUAGCAUCCCCCAAGAGUUGCAGUGUACCUAGAGCAUCAACAGCAGAGGUGUGACAGAGAACAGAACUCAACUAGGAUAGACAACAGGGCAACAGUUUGAACUACACCAACAGGCAACUUUAAGAUUUACUAGACGUUUAAAGAAAAACUUUAGCAAGACAUUUCAAAGUGAAUUCAAACUUACACACACACACAGCAACCAAAUGGAACUCACACUUUUGCAAGCAACGGUCACUCUGGCAGUACUUGUACUCGUCGGAGGAGAGAAACAAACACAAAAGCCCUACAUCGCCUUUCCAAGAAUGGGAAGAUCAGAAAUACAGAAGAAACCACAGCUGCCAUUGAAUUUCAUUGUGCCCAGAAAACGGGCAAUGCCCAAAGGAUUUAUAAUUCCCAGAAAACGGGCAGAAGAUGACAAUGGUUACCUCGCUUUUCCGAGAAUGGGCAGAUCGCAACUGAAGCCGGAGACUUUCUUUGACAACGGCGCAUGCUGUGGGGUUGGAGUCAAAGCGGAAUAUUUCGUUAGCCAAGAUGGAAAGGAAGUCAUUCGAUCGUCAUGCGCACCGCAUCUCGUCUGCUGUGAAGGUCUAAGGGAGAUCAAUGAUGAGAAAACCGACGGAGUCUACUUCUCCCUAUGUAUUCCAGAUACUCCAUUAGCUGAAGAGUCAGGUGUUCGCUCUUCAGAAAUUCUGAGCAGUUUAAAACGUCUCCUGGAGAAGUAAUGUGUUGAUUUGUUUUGUUUCUAUUUGCUCAGAUAAACUUUUGACUUUUUAGAUUAUAUCCACAUGACUCUUUUAUUUCUGUCACAUAGACCUGACAAAUAGUUUGAUGCUCACACAUCCACACACAUUUCUACACUCCUACACAUCCACACAUAUUUCCAUAGUCCCACACUCCUACACAGUCACAACCUCCACACACAUUUUCAUACAUAUUCAUAUCCACACCUAAAGAAAAAAUACAACUACACUAACUCAAAUUGCAAUAAGUUAUUGUUCUGGGAAUACGCGCUAAAAAUAAAUAAAUGAAUUUAUAAUAA
Biomphalaria glabrata is the source of this 1083-nucleotide messenger RNA. RefSeq names its product small cardioactive peptides-like. NCBI's taxonomy places the organism in Eukaryota, Metazoa, Mollusca, Gastropoda, Planorbidae. Bases 248 to 766 code for a protein of 172 amino acids. The record is from RefSeq and is a predicted model, not a curated record. The transcript has 6 exons.